AUUGUAAAUAAAUAAAUAAUUCCAAAUAAAUAAUUGUAGCUUUCAGUCAGUUUUAUUUUUAAGGCACAUUAUGGUAGUCUCUGAUUUUUAUUUCUAAAAUUAAGAACAUUUCACGGGAUGUGCAAAUGAUCCCUGUUUGAUGUAUGCAGCUAAAUAUCGUGUACAGAUCGGUACAAGUUUGAUACGUUAAAGGAAACUCGAAAGCGUUGAUUCUCGCGUUUUGGAAGACAUCUGCUCUUUGCUUCUUGCCUGACUCUCGUAGAUUUUGAUACGGCUCUUAAAAUAUGGCACCAAAAGGCAAAGGAGAUGAAAAAGCGCCGCCACCUCUAAUCGGUCGUGUGGGAACUACGUUGAAAUCGGGAAUUGUUGGCUUGCCGAAUGUUGGUAAAUCUUCCUUCUUCAACGUUCUGACGAAAAGCUCUGUCCCCGCGGAGAAUUUCCCGUUUUGCACGAUUGAUCCAAAUGAAAGUAGAGUAGCGGUUCCCGAUGAACGGUUUGAGUUUUUAGUGAAAUAUCACAAACCGGCUAGCAAAGUGCCGGCUUUCCUGAGCAUCGUGGAUAUCGCUGGCUUAGUGAAAGGAGCUGCAGAAGGACAGGGAUUAGGGAAUGCAUUUUUAUCCCACAUCAGCGCUUGUGAUGCGAUUUUUCUUAUGCUCAGAGCAUUUGAGAGCGAAGACAUCACCCACGUGGAAGGGGAUGUUAACCCAGUGCGUGAUAUCGAUAUUAUUCUGGAGGAGCUGCGCUUAAAAGAUGAAGAAAACUUGAAAUCGGUCGUGGAUAAACUGGAACGAGCCUGUGUUCGUGGCGGAGAUAAAAAGCUCAAACCCGAAUAUGAUGCCUUAGUUAAAGUUCAGAAGCUGGUGGUCGAGGAUAAAAAGCAUAUCCGAUUUAGCGAGUGGAGCGAGCAUGAGAUCGAAGCUCUGAAUAAGCAUCUGUAUUUGACUGCUAAGCCCAUUAUUUACCUGGUCAAUCUGUCAGAGGAAGACUUUAUAAAAAAGAAGAACAAAUGGUUGCCAAAAAUUAAGGAAUGGGUCGACAAAAAUGACCCCGGUGCCAGUAUAAUUCCGUUGAGUGUGGCAUUCGAGUGUAAGAUCAUCGACAUGCCGGAUGACGAACGGCAGGCAUACUGCGAGCAGAAUAAAGUCCACGGCGCGCUGGAUAAAAUCGUUACAACUGGUUUCCGGGCGCUUCAACUGCAGUACUUUUUCACUGCCGGGGAAGAUGAGGUCAAAGCAUGGACAAUUCAGAAAGGCACAAAAGCUCCCCAAGCCGCUGGAAGAAUUCACACCGAUUUUGAGAAGGGAUUUAUUAUGGCUGAAGUUAUGAAGUUUGAUGAUUUUAAAGAACUGGGAUCCGAAUCUGCAUGCAGAGCAGCUGGGAAAUACCGACAGCAAGGACGAAAUUAUGUGGUGGAAGAUGGGGACAUAAUAUUUUUCAAGUUUAACGCUGGAGCCGGACUUCAGACGAAAAAGAAAUUGCCCACAAUGACAAAAACAGCAAAUGCAGUGACCGUUAAGACGGAGCCUGGAACAUUCACAGGCCAAGUGAUCCAGCUAAACCCUCAGACAUUAGCCGCGCUCCAGAGCGCCGGUGUUCAGCCCAUUCAGAUUGACAGCGCCACCGCCGGCAGUUUGUUGGCCGGCCAGCAAAUCUCACAAAUAAUCCAGAUCCCUCAGAACAUCUCCCAAGCGGCGCUGCUUAGCUCGCUGCAGGCAGCCGCAGGACCGGGCCAAAAAAUCAUUGUGCAGUCGAUUACGCCGACGUCCUCUCCUGCGGCACAGACAACGACAGCGGCCACGGUGCCGCAGAUCGUCCAGGCCCUGCCCGUACAGACUACGGUCUCCUCCUCCCAAUCCAAUAGCAGCGGCGUCCCCGUGCAGAUCGCCGUCAACCAGCCCAACGGGCAGGUCUCCUACCAGACCAUUCAUAUUCCCUGGUCUGUUCUGCAGACGGGUGGCACGUCCUCCGUCAACGUCGUGACGUCCAACAGUAGCCCCGCCCCGGUGGUGCCGGCGCCUUCCACAGCGUCGACGAGCAGUGUGGCGUCUAGUGCGUCGUCGACGGUGUCUUCCUCCACGGGUAGUCAGAAUAACCCGACCAAAUCGACAGUCUCCACCACGACCAGUGCUUCCACUCCGCAGAUCAUUACACUGAAAGCGGACGACGUCGCUAACGGUGUGCUGUCGGGGGCACAGUUGACCACCGUGUCUGCCAAUCAGCUGACACCCAUCCUCAUUCAGCACAAUGGGCAACUGAUGCAGGCGUAUAAUGUGACCGGUGCCAUUCGCGGCGGGAAUUUGCAGAUACAAGGCCUUACCGGUGGACAAGGCACGAUCCAGGUUAUUCCUCAGGGAUCGACAACAAUUAGUUUGGGGUCGGGCUCUACACAGAAUACCACCCAGAUUACCGGAGCCGGUGGGGCAAAGCUGGAGGUGGUGUCAGUAGUUCCGCUAAGUUCUUCGCAGGGGAUCCAACUGCUGAGUGGGAGCCAGUCUAGCUUGGAUUCAUCCGGAAACUCUUCGAAGCGGCAAAAACGAGUAGCCUGUGAUUGUCCAAAUUGCCGGCGGAAUGAUGGUGCUCGAACGCCGGAUAGAAAGAAACAGCACAUUUGCCAUUAUCCAAACUGUAACAAAAUCUAUGGCAAAACCUCUCAUUUGCGCGCCCAUUUAAGAUGGCAUUCCGGUGAACGGCCAUUUGGAUGUACUUGGAUGUUCUGUGGCAAACGAUUUACCAGAUCCGAUGAGUUACAGCGUCACAUCAGAACUCACACAGGAGAAAAAAGGUUCGCUUGUGGGGAUUGUGGAAAGAGAUUUAUGAGAUCUGACCAUUUGAGUAAACAUAUUAAAACGCAUUCAAAAAAGAAAAGCGAUAAAGGAGACAAAUCCGAGACAACGAUAAUGACUGCGGACAAGAUCGAACUUAUACCAGCAACUGUAGUGCCGGUAUAGUCAAGAUAUUUACUUGAAUGGUUGGUAGUUUUAUGUUUUAUUAUGUUUUGGCAGACUUGUCGGGCUACCUUUUGUAAUAUUUGUACAGUUUUGUUACCUUGUUAGUUUUCCAUUUAAUGGAAGUUAUUAUGGUAACUGAUAUUACUGCUUGCUUUCACUCUUGGCCUGGCCGGUUCAGGUGGAAGAACUGGAGGUCCGAGAAAUUUCAUCGUUUUAUCGGUUAACGUUCAGCUGGUGUUACCGUGCUGUUUUUGAGUAUUCAUGUGGUAUUACUGAUACGGUACUAGUAUCUUCGUUGGUGCUCGUACGGUUUGUAGCCGUUAUAUAUGGCUGCUAUUCGCCCAUUUGUGUAUACGUGUAGAGUAAAUUAUGAAGAACCUG
Paramacrobiotus metropolitanus is the source of this 3329-nucleotide messenger RNA. RefSeq names its product transcription factor Sp3-like. Gene Ontology annotation, molecular function: ATP hydrolysis activity; ATP binding; GTP binding. Lineage: Eukaryota; Metazoa; Tardigrada; Eutardigrada; Parachela; Macrobiotidae. Bases 285 to 2948 code for a protein of 887 amino acids. The record is from RefSeq and is a predicted model, not a curated record. The transcript is spliced from 17 exons. Gene Ontology annotation, cellular component: cytoplasm.